AUGGCGAACGCUCAGCGCCCUCGGGUGCAAGACAACAUAAAUGGUUUUGACACAUACUUCAGCAUAGAUGCCGAUGAUGCAGCACUCUAUGAUGGAUUUACCAACAACAGGACGAGGAACGCGUUCCUUUCGUUUAUGCGGAAGGUCAUCGCUAACCGGAGAAAAGACCUUCGCGGAAGAAACACAGGGGCGAGUAUCGGCAGGCUAUGGACCGCAAGGAGAAAUCAUUGGCUGGGCAAGAUAGAUAAUGGCCGACAACCUGCGGCAACGGCAGUUGCGCCAGGCGCUGUUGCUCCAGUCCCUCUACCAGCCCUUCCACCAGUCGCUCCUUCUGGCCCAGCGCCUCCAGUAGUAUCAGUAGCAAUACCAACUGGAUUGCCGCAGCCUGACAACAACGAUGAUGCGUCAGUGGCGUCAUCGGAAGCCUCGAGCGGUGAGCGUUCGCCUACCUUUUUCCUUCAGAAUGACCCUAGACGCAAACACUUCUUGGGCCCUACGGCAGGCCAGAGAAAAGACUUCUACAGUCAUGACGACGGCCGUUGGAAGUUUGCAAUGACUUUGCACCAGACUCGGCUCGACGAUGGCAAACGGCGUUUCAGCCAGGGGACUAUGCCUCGCAAGUCAGUCUACUUAUGUGUUCGAACCAGCAGCACUGGCGUCAUCGAAGAUCGCGUCACGGUCAAAUGUCUGGAAGCAAUAUCAGACAAAGAGAAGAAGGAUGCCAAGGACGAGAUUCAUAUAAACCAGAUAAUUAGUACCCUCAAUUGUUCGCAUAUGAUACCGUAUCGUGGCCACAGUUACCGGAAAUCCACCAAAACACUCCGCACUCACGCAGAAAACCAAGUUUUCGAAGCUCAUCUCUACAACAUAUACACGUCGUUUGCCGAACUGGGGAAUCUUGCACGCGUCCACGACGGGCAUGAGAAAGAAAAGAGACCUGUGCCCGAGCACUUCAUCUGGUACUUUCUCAGCCAAGUGACUGAGGCACUACUGGCGCUGCGGGAUGGUACCUGCUCAUCACCGAAUGCUGCACCCGACGACCGAGAAGAGACAUGGCGGGCAAUUGUGCACUCCGAUAUCAAGGAUGCUAACAUAUUCCUGCAGACCGCUAAUACCAAGUACCCUGCAUAUCCGAACGUUGUUGUGUCUGAUUUUGACAUUGCCUGUGAAAAGGGUACAGACGAGAGAAGAUACGACGGCACGCCUGGCAUGCAGCCCCCGGUAAGUUAUGUGUUCCUCCUCAUUCUCUUGAUACUCAUCUUUCAACAGGAACGAGAGCAUUCUGCGAUCAUGGAACUUGAUUGGUUCCCGGAGAGAUGGACUGUAUCGGAGAAGUCGGAUAUCUGGAGUCUAGCCAUGACAGCCUGGGCGCUUAUGGUCGCUCAUAAUAAAGGUACUGACUUCUACGACGAAGCCGAUGAGAGAUGCAAAACUUGGAUAUACAAAGAUGAACUCAAGAAAGGAAAUGUCAGCCAGGAGGAAGGGAUCUUUCCAAGUCAUCUGAGGGAGCUUCCCAAAGAAUACAGUGUCGGUCUGUGCGAGAUUGUUUCGGAAUGUCUGCGAUAUGACCCGGAUGGUCGCCCAAAUCUAGAGAAAUUGCGAAAAGUCAUCGAUGAGCAAUUGGCCAGAUUGGACCGCAUGUACGGCGAUGAGAUAAAGAAGCCAGAAGGCACCAUUGUCGACGACUUCAAACUUGCGUAUACCCCAGAAGAGAGCGAUACUUGGGCACAGUUUGCUCUCGGUCAGACCGUUGAACCACCACGGAAACGGCGCAAGACGGACGACGCUGGCGCCUUUAAAGAUGAGUUGGCAAAUGUCGUCAACGAUUGGAAAUCCAAAUCCAGAUAUCCUGUAUCAGGCGCAGCAGACCGCGAUGCUCUAAGUUCGGUUGACCAGAUCAUCAACGACUGGAAACCCGAGUCUAUAGUGAAAUUCCGAGCAAAUCUGCCCCAACUACACGCUUGGCGCUUUCUUUUCACCUGUAUUCGCAAACGUACAUCCCCAGAAGCAUACGUCUAUAGGUACGACAACGACAACGAACAGGAUCCAUCGGAGACGCUCAAGCGCGAUAACAAAAGGGCAGUGCUUGAAAUUCUGCGCGAUGUGGUUGUGCCCAUCGCUAAAAAUGUUGCUAGGAUAAUCGCUAGUGAAGCAGCAGAGGAGAAUGGAGAGGAAGCCACACAUGCGGAAAUUGAAGGUACCCCUGAGAUGAUAAGUCUUGACACAUUACGGCAUGCGAUAGAGUGGGGUUUGGUGCUUUUGAAUGUGGGUGCGGAGCCGAGAACUCCGAGAUUGAGUGAGAAGACAGAGAUGCAUCGUGGCAUGCUUGACUUUCUCUUCAAGGAGCCUUCUGAGAAGACGAAUAAAAUGCACGUUACGUUCAAAGUCCACGCCCAAGACGACAAAUGGGACGAGUUUCGGAUUGCCAAGCGAUACCAGUCCUCGCGGAAGCGAAGAAAGGCCGGUCUCGCGAAUAGCGCGACGAAUGAGUACAAGAAAAAGGUAGAAGAUUAG
Alternaria ventricosa is the source of this 2514-nucleotide messenger RNA. RefSeq lists its product as uncharacterized. Gene Ontology annotation, biological process: protein phosphorylation. Gene Ontology annotation, molecular function: protein kinase activity; ATP binding. The transcript has 3 exons. NCBI's taxonomy places the organism in Eukaryota, Fungi, Ascomycota, Dothideomycetes, Pleosporales, Pleosporaceae. The record is from RefSeq and is a predicted model, not a curated record. Bases 1 to 2514 code for a protein of 837 amino acids.